ACUAAAAGCUGGUGGCUGAACACCAUGAAUCCGGCCAUGUACCCCCUUCCACUUGUUCUAAAUAAACAAAGGGGGCAGGCUUUGUCGUCCAGAACACGGCCCCAUAGUCUCAUUACGGACUGGUGCCUAAUGGGUUUGCUAGGCCUCAUUGUGCUCUUCAGCCUGGCCUCGAGCCAGAAAAUGGACCCUUCUAAAAACCCCUUAGUCACCACCAAUUACGGUAAGAUCAGAGGCAUCAAGAAGGACUUGAACAAUGAGAUCUUGGGCCCCGUAGAGCAGUACCUGGGCGUCCCCUAUGCCACGGCACCCAUCGGCGACCGCCGCUUUCAGCCGCCCGAAGCCCCGGGAUCCUGGCAGGAGAUCCGCAACGCCACCCAGUUUGCCCCCGUGUGCCCUCAGAAUGUCCACGGCGUGCUCCCGGAGAUCAUGCUGCCUGUGUGGUUCACUGACAAUCUGGACGUGGCGGCGGGUUACAUCCAGAACCAGAGCGAGGACUGCCUCUACCUCAAUGUCUACGUACCCACUGAGGAUGGUCCGCUCACAAAAAAACACGAUGAAUCUUCAAUGAACAAGCCUCGAGACGAAGAUAUCCGGGACCGCAGGAAGAAGCCGGUGAUGCUGUUCAUUCAUGGAGGCUCCUACAUGGAGGGCACCGGAAACAUGUUUGACGCCAGCGUCCUGGCCGCCUACGGCAACGUGAUUGUGGUGACCAUGAACUACCGUCUUGGUGUGCUCGGCUUUCUCAGCACAGGUGAUCAGUCCGCGAAGGGGAACUACGGCCUGCUGGACCAGAUUCAGGCCCUGCGUUGGCUCAACGAGAACAUCGGCCACUUCGGCGGGGACCCAGAUAGAAUCACCAUCUUUGGCUCCGGAGCUGGGGCGUCCUGCGUCAACCUCCUCAUCCUCUCGCACCACUCGGAGGGUCUGUUCCACAGGGCCAUAGCCCAGAGUGGAACCGCCAUCUCCAGCUGGUCCGUCAACUACCAGCCCCUCAAGUACACCAAGAUCCUGGCCCGGAAGGUGGGCUGCACCUACACAGAGACGGCCGACCUGGUGGACUGCCUCAGGCGCAAGAACUUCAGGGAACUGGUGGACCAGGACAUCCAGCCAGCCCGUUACCACAUCGCCUUUGGCCUGGUGGACGGAGACGUGGUGCCUGACGAUCCGGAGAUCCUCAUGCAGCAGGGGGAGUUCCUCAACUAUGACAUCCUUAUAGGAGUGAACCAGGGAGAGGGGCUCAAAUUUGUGGAUGACAGCGAGGACAACGAUGGCAUCUCUGCGGCAGCUUUCGACUACACCAUCUCCAACUUUGUUGACAACCUCUAUGGCUACCCCGAGGGCAAAGACAUCCUGAGGGAAACCAUUAAAUUCAUGUACACGGACUGGGCGGACAGGGACAAUGGCGACAUGCGGAGGAAGACGCUCCUAGCUCUGUUUACAGACCACCAGUGGGUGGCGCCGGCAGUGGCCACCGCUAAACUCCACGCAGAGUUCCAGUCGCCGGUUUACUUUUACACGUUCUACCACCACUGCCAGACGGAGACGCGUCCCGAGUGGGCCGACGCCGCCCACGGAGAUGAGAUACCGUACGUGUUUGGCGUUCCCAUGAUCGGUGCUACAGAUCUGUUCCCGUGCAACUUCUCCAAGAAUGAUGUGAUGUUGAGCGCUGUGGUCAUGACCUACUGGACCAACUUCGCCAAGACCGGGGACCCCAACCUGCCAGUCCCUCAGGACACCAAGUUCAUUCACACCAAACCCAAUCGCUUUGAAGAGGUCAUCUGGACCAAGUUCAACUCGAAGGACAAGCAGUACCUCCACAUUGGAUUAAAACCUCGUGUUAGAGACAACUACAGGGCCAACAAGGUGGCCUUCUGGUUGGAAUUAGUCCCCCACCUGCAUAGUCUACAUGAGGAGCUCUUCCCUACCACGACUCGCUCGCCGGCAGGCCCUGGCCAAGGCACCCACAGACCGGGCCCUCGGCCAACCCGUCACCCUUACCCUACCUUUGCCUCUGACCCGGACCUCGAGGGUUCGGAGCGUCCGCGCCAGGAGCUCUUCCCUGGAGACCCCCGGGACUACUCCACCGAGCUGAGUGUAACAGUUGCCGUUGGGGCGUCGCUCCUCUUCCUCAACAUCCUGGCAUUUGCCGCCCUUUACUACAAGCGCGACAAGCGGCACGAGAUGCGACGCCACCGGCUGUCUCCUCAACGCGGCGGUCCUGCCAACGACCUGGCUCACAGCCAAGAGGAGGAGAUCAUGUCCCUGCAGAUGAAGCACUCGGAGCACGACCCUCACCACGACAUGGAGCCACUGCGGCCCCACGACAUCCUGCGGCCCGCCUGCCCACCCGACUACACGUUGGCGCUGCGCCGCGCCCCCGACGACGUACCGCUGAUGACGCCAAACACCAUCACCAUGAUCCCCAGUACCAUCACCAGCAUGCAGCCUCUUCAUGCCUUCAACACUUUCCCCUCCACCGGCCACAACAACACCCUGCCCCACCCCCACUCCACCACCAGGGUAUAG
This is a messenger RNA of Cyclopterus lumpus (lumpfish), 2526 nucleotides long. It is a transcript of the gene nlgn2a, whose product is annotated as neuroligin 2a. The record is from RefSeq and is a predicted model, not a curated record. Gene Ontology annotation, molecular function: signaling receptor activity; neurexin family protein binding. Gene Ontology annotation, biological process: neuron cell-cell adhesion; synaptic vesicle endocytosis; chemical synaptic transmission. NCBI's taxonomy places the organism in Eukaryota, Metazoa, Chordata, Actinopteri, Perciformes, Cyclopteridae. Gene Ontology annotation, cellular component: postsynaptic specialization membrane; synapse; cell surface.